This is a messenger RNA of Ananas comosus (pineapple), 2057 nucleotides long. Its product is annotated as chaperonin CPN60-1, mitochondrial-like. The transcript is spliced from 18 exons. Gene Ontology annotation, cellular component: mitochondrion; cytosol. Gene Ontology annotation, molecular function: ATP-dependent protein folding chaperone; ATP binding. The record is from RefSeq and is a predicted model, not a curated record. Lineage: Eukaryota; Viridiplantae; Streptophyta; Magnoliopsida; Poales; Bromeliaceae. The coding region runs from base 131 to 1858 and encodes 575 amino acids. Gene Ontology annotation, biological process: protein refolding.
CUAAAACCCUAAACCCUGGUUCCUUUAAGACACUUCUAGACUCCUCUCCCUCCCUCUUCUUCAUACACCAAAUUCUCGUUUCUUCUUCAAUCCCUUCGCUCGGAAUCGCGUUCGUGGAGAGCUCCGCUUCAUGUAUCGCGUCGCCACAACCCUCGCCUCCAAAGCCCGGAUCGCCGGGAACAGCAGUCGACAGAUUGGAAGUAGGAUAGCUUGGAGCAGAAACUAUGCGGCCAAGGACAUCAAGUUCGGAGUAGAGGCUCGUGCAUUGAUGCUUAAGGGAGUUGAGGAGUUAGCUGAUGCGGUGAAAGUGACAAUGGGACCCAAGGGCCGCAAUGUUGUGCUGGAGCAAAGUUUUGGUGCCCCAAAAGUUACAAAGGAUGGGGUGACUGUUGCUAAGAGCAUUGAGUUCAAAGAUAGGGCCAAAAAUGUUGGUGCAAGCCUUGUUAAGCAGGUUGCUAAUGCAACAAAUGAUGCUGCUGGUGAUGGUACAACAUGUGCCACUGUCCUUACACGAGCAAUAUUUGCUGAAGGAUGCAAGUCAGUGGCCGCUGGAAUGAAUGCAAUGGAUCUGAGGCGUGGCAUCACAAUGGCUGUUGACACUGUGGUAAGCAACUUAAAAAGCAGGGCAAGGAUGAUAAGCACAUCGGAGGAGAUAGCACAGGUCGGUACCAUAUCGGCCAAUGGAGAAAGAGAAAUUGGUGAGCUAAUAGCAAAAGCUAUGGAAAAAGUUGGCAAAGAGGGUGUUAUAACCAUUGCAGAUGGUAAUACACUGUAUAAUGAAUUGGAUGUUGUGGAAGGAAUGAAGCUUGAUAGAGGUUAUAUAUCGCCUUACUUUGUCUCUAACGCAAAAACUCAGAAAUGUGAAUUAGAAGACCCCCUUAUUUUGAUAUAUGAAAAGAAAAUAUCAAGCAUUAAUGCGGUGGUUAAACUAUUGGAAUUAGCCUUAAAGAGACAAAAGCCGCUGCUUAUUGUUGCUGAAGACGUCGAAAGUGAUGCACUGGCGACUGUCAUUCUUAAUAAGCUUCGUGCAGGCAUUAAGGUCUGCGCCAUUAAAGCUCCUGGUUUUGGGGAGAAUAGGAAAGCCAUUCUACAGGACCUUGCUAUACUUAGUGGGGGUGAACUCAUAACAGAAGAGCUUGGAAUGAAUCUUGAAAAGGUUGAGCCUCACAUGUUUGGUACAUGUAAAAAGGUGACAGUAUCGAAAGAUGACACUGUUAUUCUGGAUGGGGCUGGUGAUAAGAAGGCUAUUGAAGAAAGAUGCGAGCAACUGAGAGCUGCUAUCGAAGCAAGCACCUCUGACUACGAUAAAGAGAAACUCCAGGAAAGAUUAGCGAAGCUUUCGGGAGGUGUUGCCGUCCUAAAGAUUGGAGGAGCAAGUGAAGCCGAAGUUAGUGAGAAGAAGGAUAGAGUGAAUGAUGCUCUUAAUGCUACCAAAGCUGCAGUAGAAGAGGGUAUCGUGCCAGGUGGUGGUGUUGCACUUCUCUAUGCUUCAAAGGAGUUGGAGAAAUUGGAAACAGCUAAUUUUGAUCAGAAGAUUGGGGUCCAAAUAAUUCAAAAUGCACUUAAGACCCCAGUGCACACCAUUGCUUCCAAUGCGGGAGUAGAAGGCGCAGUGGUUGUGGGCAAACUUCUGGAGCAGGAUAACCCCGAUCUUGGUUAUGAUGCGGCCAAAGGUGAAUAUGUGGACAUGGUAAAAGCAGGCAUCAUCGACCCGUUGAAAGUUAUUAGAACUGCACUGGUGGACGCUGCGAGUGUUUCAUCAUUGAUGACGACGACUGAGGCGGUGGUCGUGGAACUGCCGAAAGAAGAGAAGGACGUGCCUCCGAUGGGUGGCGGCAUGGGAGGAAUGGAUUAUUAGAAUGCAUGCCCCUACAUUGCAGAUAAGGGUUUCCGAGGCCCAGAUUUAGUCGGUAGCACUGGAAGAGAGACUAGUGUUAGGAAAUUCACUUCUGCCCCUGGAAGGAUGAUUUUCACUAUAACUGUAUAAACUAGUUCUCUCCUUGCUGAGGAACUAGUCAGGUUUCUGUAAGAUAGUUAUAUCAAGUUUUUUUUUUUUU